Molecule: messenger RNA, 4370 nt
Organism: Petromyzon marinus (sea lamprey)
Lineage: Eukaryota; Metazoa; Chordata; Hyperoartia; Petromyzontiformes; Petromyzontidae
Product: ectoderm-neural cortex protein 1-like
Biological process (GO): ubiquitin-dependent protein catabolic process
Cellular component (GO): Cul3-RING ubiquitin ligase complex; cytoplasm
Molecular function (GO): protein binding
Source: RefSeq, a predicted model, not a curated record
AGGAGGGAGGCUGUGAACUGGGGCACAGCAUCAGCAGCGCAGCCCCACGCUGCUCACUCAGUCUGCUGCUGUGCGGGCUUCAGGCGGCUGCGCCCAGCCAUGUCCCGGCGGACUGCAGACCGCAGCGAGCCUUAAUUGAUCGCCACAGACAGUGUGUGGCGGUGGCGGUGGUGGUGGUGGAGCUUCCCACGCACGAACCCCCCCCCCCCUCCCUGGGGUCUCGGAGCGCUUUCGCUGGCUUCACAGAUCGCCUCGCCGGCACAGGUCGCUGCUAUUGCGAGACAUACGGACGAUUGCUGUUGUCAAAGGCAAGAGAGCUGCAGUAAUAGUGUGGCGGUGUGAUGAUGUCACGAAUGGGAGGCAAGUCACGAAGCAUGUACCACGAGGCCCGCCACCCCGAGGCAGUGCUCUCGCAGUUGAAUGCCCUCCGUCGCCGAGGGCUGCUCACCGAUGUGGUGCUGCGGGCUGGGAGUGCGGCCUUUCCCUGUCACCGUGCUGUCCUGGCUGCCUGCAGCACGUACUUUCAGGCAAUGUUUGGCAGUGGAUUGAGAGAGAGCCACGAGACUGAGGUGGAUUUCGCCGACAGCGUCGCACCAGAGGCCCUUGGUUUACUUCUGGAUUACGCGUACACGUCGCGGUUGGCGCUCAGUGAGGAGACGGCCGCAGAGGCCUUGCUGCAGGCCGCCGACAUGCUGCAGUUUCCCGAGGUGCGCGAUGCCUGCGCCGACUUUCUUGAACGCCGACUGAGCCCUGACAACUGCCUGGCGGUUCUCGUUUUGGCGGAUGCACAUGGGUGUAUGAGUCUCCGUGAGCGAUCUAGGCGUGCCUGCUUGAGGUAUUUCCCGGCGAUGGCAAGUGGAGAGGAGAUUCUAUCUCUCUCUGCCGAUUUACUUCUUGAACUCGUAGGAAGUGAGGAGCUUGAGGUGGAAGAAGAGUGCGUGGUGCUGGAGACUUGUCUGCGUUGGGUGCGGCAUGAUUCUGAUCACCGACAUUCUCGCCUGCCUGAGUUGCUGAAACAAAUUAGGCUAGCGCUGCUGCCACUGCCAUACCUCACCUCACUCGUGGACAAAGAGUUAUUGGUGGUAUUCCAGCAGAAGAGCCAAAUGCUUGUAAAGGAAGCUCUCGGCUGCAAGAGGCGUAUUCUGAACAAUGAGGGGGUGGUGACAGACCCUUGUGCACGACCACGUCAGUCGGGACACUCUCUUCUGCUCCUGGCUGGUCAGAGCUUCAUGUGUGAUAAGGUGUAUUUAGUGGACCAGAAGGCUCAUGAAAUUGUGCCAAAGGCACAGCUACCUAAUCCCCGUAAGGAGUUCAGUGCCUGUGCCGUGGGCUGCAAGGUCUACGUUACAGGUGGGCGUGGCUCUGAAAAGAGCGUCUCUAAAGAUGUGUGGGUCUAUGACAACCUUCACGACGAGUGGGGCCGUGUGGCCCCCAUGCUUGUUGCACGAUUUGGCCAUGGCUCCGCUGAGCUUGGUGGGGAGUUGUACGUCGUCGGAGGCCACACGGCUGGCACGGGCCAGUGUCCUGCCUCUCCGUCUGCUGCACUGAAGCAGGUGGAGCGAUAUAACCCUGCAACUAACUCAUGGAGCAUGGUGGCUCCCCUGCGUGAGGGUGUCAGUAACGCAGCUGUUGUGAGCACGAGGGAACAGCUCUACGUGUUUGGUGGCACUGGCGGUGUGAGCCGGGAGCGGUCACCUCGUGUGCAGUGCUACCAGUUGGAAGAAAACCGGUGGAGCAUCAUCGGUGCCUGCCCACAACCGUGGCGGCACACAUCAGCGUGCCUGCUAGGCAAGCACAUCUUUGUGCUUGGAGGCGAUACAGAAUGUUCGGCAUCGGCUGCGUACUGUUUUCACACUGAGACACACCAAUGGACCCGGGUAGAAGCAGAUGGGUUUACUGCCAAACGCAUGAGCUGCCAUGCGGUGGCCUCAGGCAACCGGCUGCAUGUGGUGGGUGGCUAUUUCGGAGCACAAAGAGGGAAAACUUUGGACUGCUACGAGCCAGCUUCUGAUAGCUGGGAGAACGUCACGAGCAUUCCUUACUCGCUGAUACCUUCUGCAUUUGUGAGCGUGUGGAAACACCCAACAACUUAGUCUAUGAGCAUGCAGGUGAGGUCCCAAUGAAAAAGUUAAAACUGGCUUAUUGUCUUAUAAAUAAUGGUUAAAUAUAUUCACUUGUAAUGUUCAGGUAUUCUAUAUCCCAAGCACAUGCUCGAUAUUUUUUUUGGUGAUUCAAAAUAUUAAAAAAAUGUCAUUUACCUUUUCAAAGUAGCUUAAGUAAUGGAGUUUUAAUUUUAUCUGCAAUAUGUAUUUUUCUUCCUGUAAAGCUCACUGCUUUGAAGGGUAAUUUCCCGAACUGUUAACUUGUGUACGUUUCUGUCUACAAGCCCAUAUUGUAUGAUAACGGUUGUAAGCGUUUUUCUAUGAUUCGUAGAGGAGUUUGGUUUACUUGUAAUUUUUAUGACUCACUAAAGUCACUGCGUAUAAGAUGGAUUGCUUUAACGACUGUAACUACUGCAGUCUGAUUGACCAUAAUUGUGAAUGCAAUUUCACAAAUGUGCAAUUUUAUUGUCUUUUAUCCAUAAAUAAUAUGAAAGUGCUGACAUAGCAGGCUCUUUAACCACCAUUAUUGGAUUUAAAAGUCUUCUGGCCCCACACGAAUGUCUGCAAUCAAUACGUUACUUUUACCAUUUAGUUGGAUGCCAACAGAUCAGUUGUUCAUUGCAACAGCUGAACAUCUGUUGUACAUAGUUGCUGUAGCUCCCUGGUGUCUUGAAUAACUUAAAUUGCAUUCAAAUACUAAUCGCAAGUAUUUCUUAUCAGCAUGCGUCGUUUUGUCGGACUGACAAGUUAUACAGACUAAUGUGGUUCCAUAUGUAAACUUAAUGAAAAUGUGGUUUUGUUGCCAGCGCACGACUUGAGUUUAUGAUUUUUGUUUUUCUUAGGUGACUGCAAUGAUGGUGUUGUUGAAUGUAGCGCAUGCUGGUCAGAAAAGCCGCUUAAAGAAAUCCUGGCCACCAUUUGAGACUGCCUGGUGUCUUAGAAAUUCUGAUGGGGUUUUUUUUCUCUCUAAAAGCUGCUCAGAACUAAACAAUGAAAAGGAAGACCUGAGCCACAUAAGUGGAUAUUGAGGAACGUGUUUGUUGUUUGAAAACAAUAUUGAUUAUUUAAGUGUUGUUAUUUUUUAUUACAAUGAUUGUGUGAUAUUUCAAGUGAUUGUUAUGCAUUUUGAGUUGGUUUUGAGGUGCAUGAAAUAUAUGUCUACUGUAUGGCUUUAUGCGGUUUGUUGCGACUAAAACUAAAGUUAAAUGGUUCAUCACUGUUGCAUGUAACUUAACGAAGUGCUGAAACAUGAUAUUGUAGGUUACACUUUGCAAAUCAAAGCUUUGCCUUAUGUAAUUGGAGGCAGCAAUGUUCAAUGCAGUUGCUUUUCAUUGUAAUUUAUUGAUUGAUGUUGGGUUAAUGUUACCUUUGUAAGAUGCGGUAUAAUACAUGACUAGAUUGAAAUGUGCCUGUGUACAUAAAACACCUUAAAAGUUUACACUCUUAAGGUAAAGUUUAUGCUUAACUGAAAGGUAUUGAAUUUUGAUUUAAAGCUUUCGUGACUGCAGUAAUUCAUAUUCUUGGUUCUUUCGGUAAAGUCACGUUGAAGGGAAACAAUAAAAUAAUAAAAUAUAUAUAUAACAAUAAAACAAUUGUUUUAUAUAUAUUUUAUUGUUUCCCUUCAACGUUACUUUACCGAAAGAACCAAUAAUAUGAAAGGUAUUGGUUAAAGGAGGAGGUACAUCUUUGGCCUAAUUAAUCUGUUUGCAGAAAUUUAUCAUUGUGUAAAGUUUAUGCUGUGAAUAAUGGCUGCCAAGUAUUUUUUUUUUGCCUGGGCGCUAUAGACCAAUGCACAGAACACACCCUAGGACGAAGCUGUAGCAAUCGGGCCGUGGUCCGUAACAAACACAUGGUUGUGUGUAUUUGUGUUGACAGCUAGGUGAAGCAGGAUAUAUGCGCGUGCGCAGCCACAAUAAUAUACAAUAUAUAGGAGUGAAAGAGAACUAAUGCGCCUGUGAGAAGCGAGGCAGAGGACAAGUUGAGUUGAACAUUACCAGAUGAAAGGUGGCAAAACUGUGAGAUACGAAACAUACAUGGCCCAGCAUAUAACAUGCAGAUUAUGAAGGCCACUGUUGACUGAGAGUAAUUCAUUGCAGAUCCCCUGUGGCAUCCAUGAUGCCAUUUUUCUGCUGCCACAUUCAUUCCUAUCAUUUGUUUAAUGCGGUCUUGCCAUUUUGUUGACCGUCACACCUGUGAACAUCUGUAAAAAAAAGAGCUUCAUAGCUCAUCGGAUUCUUCCAGUCUAAAUAAAGAUUCUGAUUCAUUGUC